Pistacia vera is the source of this 845-nucleotide messenger RNA. RefSeq names its product auxin-responsive protein IAA17-like. Gene Ontology annotation, cellular component: nucleus. Gene Ontology annotation, molecular function: protein binding. Gene Ontology annotation, biological process: regulation of DNA-templated transcription. The transcript has 4 exons. NCBI's taxonomy places the organism in Eukaryota, Viridiplantae, Streptophyta, Magnoliopsida, Sapindales, Anacardiaceae. Bases 35 to 601 code for a protein of 188 amino acids. The record is from RefSeq and is a predicted model, not a curated record.
AGUCUUGGACUUGGUCACAUAUAAUAAAAAAAAAAUGUCACCGGAAAAUGUUAAUUGUUUGCCGGAAUCCGACGUCAAAUUGACCUUGGGAUUGCCGGGCAGUGGACGCAUUCCGUCGAAACCCGGGAUGAAACGUGGGUUCUUGGAAACCGUUGAUCUAAACCUUGAGCUUGAUCAAGAGGUUGCAGCUAAACCUCCUGCGGCAAAGGCGCAAGUGGUGGGGUGGCCGCCGGUGAGGUCGUUCAGGAAGAAUGCAAUGAAGAGUUGCAAGUAUGUGAAGGUGGCUGUGGAUGGAGCUCCUUAUUUGAGAAAGGUGGAUUUGGAGAUUUACAGUAGUUAUCAGGAACUGUUGAACGCUCUUGAAGAAAUGUUCUCGUGUUUGACCAUUUGGAAUUAUUUGAAUGAGAGGAAGAUAAUGGACAAUGUAAACGGAAUGGAAUAUGUUCCAACUUAUGAAGACAAGGAUGGCGACUGGAUGUUGGUUGGAGAUGUGCCAUGGAAAAUGUUUGUUGAAUCGUGCAAGCGUCUAAGGUUGAUGAAAAGCUCAGAGGCAAUUGGAUUAGCUCCUAGAACACCUUCAAAGAACUCUAGUACAAGUUGAAGGAUUAAACACUAAUUCUUGGGAGUGACAGUUGCUGUACAGUAGAGAUCAUCAGGCUUUUAUGGUUUCAUUUCGAUACGAAUCCCAUUUGUUUUUGUGGGAGAGUUUUGAUUAGAAAUACAGAUUGUUAGCAAAAUAAAAGAUCCUUAGCUACCUGUAAUUACCAGAAGCUGCAGUGUAGUUCUAAUCUAAUGCAUGUGAAUUUGUUUCUGGACAUCUUAAAUUUAAUGUUCAAUCAAAUUUU